GUCGGUCGACUGACAAGAGCGAUGGGAUAAAAAAAAUAAAAACAGCAAAACAGCUGAUUCAACAUAACAAUGCAGUUGCAUAUUUGCAUUUCAAUUUCCCAAUUUCCAAUAUUUCAGUUUUUACUUCAAUUGAACUGACUUCGCGAGUUGAACAAUAGUAUUACUGUUUUCUGUUUUCUUUUGGUGUCUGUUUUGUUUACUUUAUAAUUGGUAUGUAAGUGAAAACAAUAUUCAACAUUGAUUCAAGAUGCAUCUACCAGUAGAAAUCUUGGAGCAUAUUUUAUUGAGGUGUGAUGGAUGGACUUUGCUAAAUGCAAGGAAUGCAAGUGAAAUAUUGCAAGAAUCUGUUAACCGUUUGGGAACGAGAACCAGAAUUUGGGAAUGGUGUUGCAAAGAAGAAAUACCCUCAGAACAAUUGGUAGAAUUAUUAUCUUUCUACCAUAAAGAUGGCAAAGAAAAAUGGUAUCAUGUCUACACCAAUUGGAGAACCUGGGAGCACAACCCUCGCAUUUUGGAACCAACUCUAUGUACUAAUUUGAAUUCUAAAAGUAUUAACAGUGCUAGAAAAAUUUCCAGCAUAGCUGUUUCAAGUGGUCAUAUUGCUGUUGGAUCUGAAGAUGGGAGAGUGGCACUAUUUACCAAGCACUGGCAAUUACUCUUUGAUUAUCGGAUUGUGUCUGUUAAAUUGACUAACAUAACAUUUAUCGGAAAUAAUGAUUACAAUGGUGAUAAGGAAAUUGACAUUUGCUUAGUAAUUGCUUUCCAUAAAGGCAUAUCAGUUUUAUCAUAUAAUGGGAUCACCAAAUAUCACCAAGAUAUUUCAGAUAUAAAGUCGCAUAGCAUUUAUGGAAAUUAUAUUUGCAUAGAACAAGUUGGAGGAAGAAUGACUAUAAUGGAAAUAUUGAAAGGAAAUUUCAAUAGCAGAAAUAACGUGAAAGAACAUUGGUUUACAAGAAUAUAUUCCCCACGUUGCUUGACAGCUUAUAAAAUGUGGAAUGGAAAAUGUACAUUCCUAAUUAAUGGCAACAUAAACGUGUUACACUAUGAUAAGGCUGAUAUCACACCUAUGCAGGAAAUGAAAUAUGUUAUGGGUGUUAAGUUUAAUGCCCCUUUAUUGUUGGAUAGAUAUACUACACGAAUUUUGAGAGAUAACGUUAUUAUUAAUAUUUAUAAAAAUGCAGAUAGAUCUACAACAUGUAAUGACAUAAUAGAAGAUUACAUUGAAAUAAUUAUCAUGGGUGCAGACAGCCAAUACAGUAAAAAAUUGUUCAAUGUUUGGGACAUAUUCAAGAGUAAAAUUUCUUGCAUUUUCCUUUACGGAAAUAGUUUUCUUAUUGGGACUGAUAUUGGCACGGUGUACUUCUACCAAGUGAACAAUUGGAAAAAUUUCCGCUUGAACGAGUAUGCUAGCAAGCAAAUAGUUGGCAGACACCCCAUUAUAGGCAUAGCAGCUAAAGAAUCUGAAUACGAAAGGAAAUUUUAUGUUAGCUCAAUGUUUGCUGUGCACGAAAUUAUUGCAUGGAUUCCUGUUUCUAUUACAGACUACGAUUUAUAAGUUUCUGAUAUGUGAUAUGAUAUGAUUUUUUCUUCUCAAAUAUUAGCUUUUGAGUUUAUUAUCCUCAACUAUAGCCUAUUCACAAUCUGUAGUCCAAAGUUACAGGUAAAUUUAUCACCUUUCCCUAUCAAAUAGCAUUGAAAGGUGAUACAUUUUACCUGUAGGGACCUUUGGACCUACAGAUUGUGAAUAGACAAUACAAUGCUUAAUCAGUUGCUCAGUUUGUAUUUGAUAUCCAAUGAAAUUUGUGUUUGUGUUUGUUAAAUUUUUCACCAAUAUUUUUAUUAUAAUAAAAACUUAAAUUACAUA
Messenger RNA from Ceutorhynchus assimilis (cabbage seed weevil), 1864 nucleotides. Lineage: Eukaryota; Metazoa; Arthropoda; Insecta; Coleoptera; Curculionidae. The record is from the annotation of a GenBank genome assembly.